UCGCUCGCUCGCGCGCGCCCACCAGCCCGCCCUCUCAGCGCGCGCUCGGCCGCCCGACGACGCGGGAGCCGCACGCGCCAGACUAGGCUCGCCGCGCUCACUGCCGCCGAGCGCCGGCCCGCUGAGGCGGCGCCCUCGGUUCCCGGCCAGGAGGGAAUCUGUGGCCCCAGAGCGGAGGCGGCGGCGGGAAAGAUGAAGAACGAAAUUGCUGCCGUAGUCUUCUUUUUCACAAGGCUAGUUCGAAAACAUGAUAAGUUGAAAAAAGAAGCAGUCGAGAGGUUUGCUGAGAAAUUGACUCUAAUACUUCAAGAAAAAUAUAAAAAUCACUGGUAUCCAGAAAAACCAUCAAAAGGACAGGCCUACAGAUGCAUUCGUGUCAAUAAGUUUCAGAGAGUUGAUCCUGAUGUCCUGAAAGCCUGUGAGAACAGCUGCAUUUUGUACAGUGACCUGGGCUUGCCAAAGGAACUCACUCUAUGGGUGGACCCAUGUGAGGUGUGCUGUCGGUAUGGAGAGAAAAACAACGCAUUCAUUGUUGCCAGCUUUGAAAAUGAGGAUGAGAACAAGGAUGAGAUUUCCAAGAAAGUGACCAGGGCCCUUGAUAAGGUUACCUCUGAUUAUCAUUCAGGGUCCUCUUCUUCAGAUGAAGAAACAAGUAAGGAAGUAGAAGUGAAACCCAAUUCAGUGGCUGCGACCCCCAGCCCCGUGUACCAGAUUUCAGAGGUGAUAUUCCCACCUCUUCCAAUGUGGCACCCUUUACCCAGAAAAAAACCAGGAAUGUACCGAGGGAAUGGUCAUCAAAGUCACUACCCUCCUCCUGUUCCAUUUGGUUAUCCAAAUCAGGGAAGGAAGAAUAAACCAUAUCGCCCAAUUCCAGUAACAUGGGUACCUCCUCCUGGAAUGCAUUGUGACCGGAAUCACUGGAUUAAUCCUCACAUGUUAGCACCUCACUAGCUGCUUUGAUUCUGUUGGUGUCAUGUUGAGAGAAGGUAGAAUAAGCCUGACUGCAUAUUAAAAGUUCAUACUCAAAGUAGUAAAGUUAGAUGGGCUAAACCAUCAAACUUAUUUUUAUAGAGAAGUUAUUGAGAAUAAUCUUUCUUAAAAAAUAUAUAUGCACUUUAGAUAUAUUGAUAUAGUUUGAGAAACUUUAUUAAAGUUAGUCAAGUGCCUGAGUUUUUAAUAUUGGACUUGAGUAUUUAUAUAUUGUGCAUCAACUCUGUUGGAUAUGAGAACACUGUAGGAGUGGACGAUCUGUUCUAGCACCUUUGAGCAUUUACUUUAUGGAGAGUAUGUAAGUUAUUUAUACACAAGGAAAUCUAUUUUAUGUCAUUGUUUAGAGGAAUUGCGUGAAAUCAUGUAGUUGCAAAUAAAAAGUAGUUUGAGGCAUGACAA
Lagenorhynchus albirostris (white-beaked dolphin) is the source of this 1389-nucleotide messenger RNA. It is a transcript of the gene BTG3, whose product is annotated as BTG anti-proliferation factor 3. The coding region runs from base 193 to 951 and encodes 252 amino acids. Gene Ontology annotation, cellular component: nucleus; cytoplasm. The transcript has 5 exons. The record is from RefSeq and is a predicted model, not a curated record. Gene Ontology annotation, biological process: negative regulation of cell population proliferation; negative regulation of mitotic cell cycle. NCBI's taxonomy places the organism in Eukaryota, Metazoa, Chordata, Mammalia, Artiodactyla, Delphinidae.